Molecule: messenger RNA, 1619 nt
Organism: Glycine soja
Lineage: Eukaryota; Viridiplantae; Streptophyta; Magnoliopsida; Fabales; Fabaceae
Product: receptor-like protein 57
Exons: 2
Coding region: 292-1101 (269 amino acids)
Molecular function (GO): protein binding
Source: RefSeq, a predicted model, not a curated record
GAGUACUACUACUACUACAUUAGUGAAGACCAUUUUUCAAUUAGUCUCCUCUCUCUCUCUCUCUCUCUCUCACACACACUUUGGCCUUAACAGAACCGAACACAACACGAGAGAGAUAGAGAUACAACAGAAGAACAAACUCCGACAUCUCUCGCUUUCUCUACUUUGCCCUGUUUUUAUUCGGAAGCAAGCAAGGCUUAAAUAUAUAGAUCCCUCUUUCCCGUGUUUUUCCUUGGAUGAAUCUCAAUCUGAAUGGUAUAAGGAAUAAAAAAUUCAUCGUCAUAAUCAGGUAUGGAAGUUGGGAGCGUGGUGUUAGUAUGGUGGUGGAUUAGUCUGAUCCCGAGGAUUUUAUCAGAUCCAAGCGACGAAGCAUGCCUGACGAACCUAAGCAAGUCCUUGGAAGACCCAAACAAACUGCUCCAUAACUGGAAGGAAGAGAACUUCGCCAAGCCCUGCAACGACUCCUCCUCGAAUCUCCGAGGCGCAAUCUGCAACAACGGACGCAUCUACAAGCUCUCCCUCAACAACCUCUCUCUCCGCGGCACCAUAUCCCCUUUCCUCUCAAACUGUACCAAUCUCCAAACCCUAGACCUCUCCUCCAACUUCCUCACAGGCCCAAUCCCCCCAGAACUACAGUCCCUGGUCAACCUCGCCGUUCUGAACCUCUCUUCGAACAGUCUCCAAGGGGUGAUCCCCCCGGUGCUCACAAUGUGCGCCUACCUCAACAUCAUCGACCUCCACGAUAAUUUGCUUACUGGGCCCAUCCCUCAGCAAUUGGGCCUGCUCGUUCGCCUCUCCGCUUUCGAUGUGUCCAAUAACCGCCUCUCAGGGCCCAUCCCGGCUUCGCUUUCCAACCGGAGCGGGAACUUGCCCAGAUUCAACGCCAGCUCAUUCCUAGAGAAUAAGGAUCUCUACGGUUACCCGUUGCCGCCGCUUAGGAAUAGAGGGUUGUCCGUUUUGGCCAUUGUUGGGAUCGGCUUGGGAAGUGGCCUUGCUAGCUUGGUGCUUAGCUUCACCGGGGUUUGUAUUUGGUUGAAAUUUACCGAGCGCAAGAUGGCGCUCGAGGAAGGCAAAAUCAGCCACCUUAUGCCUGAUUAUUGAAUAUUGAAACAACACCUUUUAAUCACCAAUUACUACAAUAGUUUCAAAUUAUUCCAAUUCCAAGCUAGUACUAGUAUCUUUCAUUAUUCAACUUGAUUGAUCGGAUCGCUGAUGCUUCUUCACCUCAGAAAAAAAAAAAAAAUAGUACCCGUACCAGGAGGGUAGGGUAGGUUAGUGGGUGCGGUGCUGCUACUGCUACAUGAAGUCUUGAAGAUGCGCUGCGCCGUUGAACUGCUAAAAUAUAUACUACAAACUCAUCAAACAGCUGGUGCCAUCUUUCUAAUCUGCACAAGAGUCACAUUAUCGGAAGGAGCCGCUGGGGGACACCAACGGUACUACACAGCCACAUGGAUUGGGACUUGUUGUUGUUCUACUCUUGUUCACUUGUUAGUCCAACGUCAACUAGUCAACCCUCUUUAUUUACUAUAUGUAACCCUCCCUACUUAGCUUAGGAUUAGGAUCACUAUUUUUAGAUCAUGCAAAACUUACUAACUUAGUAUAUUAGAUUAUUUUAUUUU